Cladophialophora carrionii CBS 160.54 is the source of this 1062-nucleotide messenger RNA. RefSeq lists its product as uncharacterized. The transcript has a single exon. Gene Ontology annotation, molecular function: oxidoreductase activity, acting on NAD(P)H. Lineage: Eukaryota; Fungi; Ascomycota; Eurotiomycetes; Chaetothyriales; Herpotrichiellaceae. Bases 1 to 1062 code for a protein of 353 amino acids. The record is from RefSeq and is a predicted model, not a curated record.
AUGCAACUUGUCAAUUACGCUGCUUGGAUCCCAUCGGAAAAGGCCCCCUUAGUGGUGGCAACGGCUCCAUUCCCAGACCUAGCUCCCGACGAGCUGAUUCUGAAGAAUGCCGCCGUGGCCAUUAACCCUGUGGACUGGAAAAUUCAAGCGUCGGGCGGGUUCGGCCUUUCUUACCCAGCCAUCCUCGGAGAAGAUGUCGCCGGUGAGGUGCUCGAAGUGGGCAAGGACGUCAAGGCUUUCAAGAAAGGUGAUCGCGUCAUUGCCCACGCGCUGGGGUUGGGAAGUGGCCCCGCGUAUGGCGGUUUUCAAUUAUACCCGAGGGUAAAGCUCCAGACCGUGGCUAGAAUACCUGAUAGUCUGGAAUUCAAAAGCGCGGCAGUGUUGCCUUUGAGUGUGAGCACCGCGGCGGCAGGGCUGUACUUGAAGGAGACUCUCGGGUUGCGGUAUCCCCAGCUUGGAGGCGGCGGCAGUACGAUGUCUGGCUCGAUGACGACGAAAAAGAAGAACGAAGUGCUCCUCCUCUGGGGCGGAUCCUCGUCCGUCGGAUCAUCCGUGAUCCAACUGGCCGUGGCUUCGGGCUACGGCGUCGUCACGACUGCGUCUCCGGUGAAUUACGCAUACGCCAAAACCCUGGGCGCUUCGCUUGUGCUGGAUUACCAUAACCCGGAUGUUGUGCCGAUUUUGAUAUCCCUCCUGAAAGAGCAUGGCGCGACUGUGGUGGGCGCUUACGAUGCCAUUGGAGCGGAUGACACGGUGCGCCAGAGCGCCGCUGUGCUGCAUGCACUUGGUGGAGGGACUGUCGCGAGCGUUGUCUCCACGCCGGAUGAUCUGCCAAAGGGAGUCAAGGUCGUUAGGAUAGGGAGCACCAAUAUCGUGAACCAGGAAGCUGGAGCCGUGGCGAAGAAGAUCUGGGGCGACUAUCUGCCUGCGUCGUUGAAAAAUGGGACGUUCAAGGCCGCGCCUGAAGAACUCGUCGUCGGCAAUGGCUUAUAUUUUGUGCAGGGUGGUCUGGAUAGGCAGAAGAGUGGCGUCAGUGCUAGGAAGGUGGUGGUGACGCUUUGA